UCUAGGGCACACAAUCGUCCUCAACAACCAACCUGCCACGCUGGCUGGUGCGUGCCCCACUCUAGUGGUUCUUUUCCCUUUUUCCUGUUUUCUUUUUCAGAAGAAAAAAUUUCCCUUUUCUGCUGCCACUGAGAGGAAAAAGUGCAAAUCUAAAAAGGAAUAACAGCGGGUUGGAGGGGAGCGAGAGAAAACGUGAGGCGGAUUGAUAAUGGCGGCGGCGGCGGCAGUACCAGUAGUAGCAUAAGCAACAGCAAGAAACUACUCAACUUCACAGCAAGCAGAGCGUCGUUGUUCUUCGUCAAGAUAGAUAACGCCCAUUGGGCAAAGGGAAGAAAACAAUCUUCUUUGGCAAAAGGGAAUCCGCCGCGUUAUCCCGUUCCGUCCCUCCUGGGAGGGCGGCAUUUCAGAAAGGCGCCGCCUUUACUAGAUUAGGGUUCGUUCUGUUAGUUUCGGCGGGGAAGGAGGAAAAAGAUGGCUGCUCCCUACGCUAUUCCAGUCACCGCUGCUCAGGUGGGUACUUACUUUGUGGGGCAAUACUAUCAAGUGCUGCAGUCUCAACCGGCCCUUAUCCACCAGUUCUAUAGUGAUUCCAGCUCCAUGCUUCGUGUGGAUGGUGUUACCCGAGAGUCCGGCUCCACAAUGCUUGUAACUUUUCCUUUCUUUCCCUUUUAUUGGGUUGUUAAUCAUGCAACUAUUAGUAGUUCUAGACUUUUAGUGCUUUUUGGGUAAGAACUGCUUGACAUGAGAUGGGUUGAGUGCGGAAGAUAUUCAUUCACUCAUUAUGCGACUUAAUUACACCGCUAUUGAAAUCAAGACCGCGCAUGCCUUGGAGUCUUGGAGUGGUGGGGUUCUCGUGAUGGUGUCUGGUCUAUUGCAGUCGAAGAACUUUGGGGGCACUAGGAAGUUUGUGGAGACGUUUUUCUUGGCACCACAGGAGAAAGGGUAUUUUGUUCUCAAUGAUGUGUUCCACUUCAUUGAAGAGGAGCCAAUUCACCACUAUCCGGCUGUAUUAGCAGCAGCUCAUAGGAAUCUUGAUUCAAAACUCCAUAAUGCUCCUCCACCUACCGUCAUUGCUGAGCCAGUUUCAAAGUAUUUGCUUGGUGGGGAGAUUCAGUCUAGGGAGUUCGUAGCUUCCAGUGACGAUGCACAGGGAAAUGGCCAAGUUGACAACUACACCUUUCCUCAGCAACAGUUCCAGCAAGUUCCCGAGCCCGAACACAUUGCAGAGCAAGAGGAAGUAUCAAAUGGCUCACAUCAGAAUGCACUGAUGGAUGCUGCUACUCAAGACCAUCUUCCUCCUACUAUAGAGGAACCUGCUGAAGAACCACAAAAGCACACUUAUGCCUCGAUUUUGCGGGUUGCUAAGGGGCACCCAGCACCUCCAGCCUCUUCAGAAAGGAAUCACAGCUCUCCAGCCACUGAUCAGAAGGCGACCGUGACAGCGACUGUGACAUCCAAUUCCUUUGAGAAUUAUGGGGCUGACAAUGUUGAUGAGGCUCAGGGUGUGGAAGAUGAAGAUGAAAUCAGAUCUGUAUACGUGAGGAACUUGCCACCUAUGGCCUCUGAGGAGGAGAUUGAGGAGGAAUUCACUAAGUUUGGCAAGAUUGCACCUGAAGGUGUUGUCAUUAGGAGUCGCAAGGAUGUUGGUAUUUGUUAUGCAUUUGUUGAAUUCGAGGACAUGAAUGGCGUUUAUAAUGCAGUGAAGGCGGGCAGUGCAGAGGUAGCAGGACGACAGGUUUACAUUGAAGGACGGAGACCAAACAGUAACAUCCCGCCUCGAUUUGGAAGAGGUAGAGGCAGAGGGCGGGGAAGCUACCAAGCAGAUGCCCCUCGUGGCCGUUUCGGUUCACGGAGUUUUGGCAGGGGAGGCGCCAGCUAUGAUGGAGACUACUACAACAGACCACCAAGAGGAAACGGAUAUUACAGACCAGUUCAGCGCCAAGACAGCGCAGAAUGAACCAUCAUCAGAUUAUACAGCUUAGUCCUUGGAGCUGAGGAUCAGCAGUCAUAGAGAAGAAAUUUUUUUUGAGGCCAAACCUUGAGGAGUAACUUUAAUGCAUCACCUCUGAAUCGAAUAGCGAUAUACUCAUAGUAUCUCUUAUCCAAUUCAUAUCUUCAUUCAGAUUGCAGCACCAGCAGCAGCAUACUUGGUUAGGAAAGUGAGGUCCUAUGAUGUUUACUCCUUUUGUUUGUUCCAAACUGAUCAUCCAGAUCAAAUAGGCAAUCCAAUUCAGAUUUUCUGAACAACUCCUUGGAGAUAGAUGGUCCAUGUUUGUGACCCGUUCAUUGGUUCUUCCAUCUCUUCCCAUUGUUCAGCAAGCAUUUUGUCUGCGGGUAUUGAUGUUCAGGCAUCAUUUGUUGCAGAAGAAACCAGUAAGAAUCGGAGGUGUUCAUUCUUUCGGAAUGUGGAGUGUGUCAAAAUACUCGUGGUAACCAAGCACAUCAGCAACAG
Messenger RNA from Linum tenue, 2452 nucleotides. NCBI's taxonomy places the organism in Eukaryota, Viridiplantae, Streptophyta, Magnoliopsida, Malpighiales, Linaceae. The record is from the annotation of a GenBank genome assembly.